Messenger RNA from Scaptodrosophila lebanonensis, 1497 nucleotides. Its product is annotated as proton-coupled amino acid transporter-like protein CG1139. Gene Ontology annotation, biological process: amino acid transmembrane transport. The record is from RefSeq and is a predicted model, not a curated record. Gene Ontology annotation, molecular function: amino acid transmembrane transporter activity. Bases 133 to 1497 code for a protein of 454 amino acids. Lineage: Eukaryota; Metazoa; Arthropoda; Insecta; Diptera; Drosophilidae. The transcript has 9 exons. Gene Ontology annotation, cellular component: vacuolar membrane.
ACGCGGUAGAAAGUAUUUUGAUCUAUUCGACAGAUCCUGUGCCAGAGAAUUGCUUAAAAAUAAAAGAGUCUUAUCUCAAUUGACAUUUGCGUAUUCUAUUCUUUCUACAAGUGAUAAGAAAUUAUAUUUGCGAUGAACAAGCAGAACGGAUCACAGAAUGGCGUGGCUCUUUAUGUGCUGCCCACAACAGCAGCAUCUUUCCAAAUCAGAAGACCUCCCGAUGAUGAUUACGAUCCCCAUUUACAUCGAAAUGUGAAGAAUCCAACCACCAACUGGCAAACAUUUGCACAUUUUCUGAAGGCUUCGAUCGGUACCGGUGUUUUGGCCAUGCCCAGUGCCUUUGCCAAUGCUGGCUAUGUUGGAGGCACGAUUCUAACGAUCAUUAUAGGUCUGUUGGCUCUCUACUGUCUACACAUUUUGAUAAAUUCGAUGUACUUGCUCUGUAAGCGGCGACGGGUGCCUUAUCUCAGUUUCUCUGAGGCCAUGAAGUUGGGUCUGCAACAGGGGCCCAGGGGGUUGCGAUUUUUAGCUCCCUUUGCUACCCCCUUUGUGGAUGGUUUCUUGGCUUUCUAUCACUUUGGAAUUUGUUGUGUUUAUGUGGUUUUCAUAGCUGAGAACAUUAAACAGCUGGUCGACGAAUAUUUGAUAGUUUUAGAUAUUCGUUUACACAUGUGUUUCCUUAUUGUGCCUUUAAUGCUAAUUUAUAGUGUACGAAAUUUAAAAUUAUUAGCGCCCUUUUCGAGCGUUGCGAACGUUUUUAUGUUCGCUGGUUUUGGCAUAAUUUUGUAUUAUGUCUUCACUGAUUUGCCGCCGCUUAGUCAGCAGGAUGCAUUUGUUUCUUAUAAAAAGUUGCCUACCUUCUUUGGCACCGUUCUAUUUGCGCUGGAGGCUGUUGGCGUGAUACUUGCCAUAGAGGAGAACAUGGCCACACCUAAGGCUUAUGUGCGGGGCUGUGGCAUCAUGAACUGGGGCAUGUCCAUUGUCCUAGCUUUGUAUGUUGUUGUGGGCUUUUUCGGCUAUUGGAGGUAUGGUGAGGAAUCGAAGGGCAGUAUUACGUUAAACAUACCUCAAACGGAAAUACCAGCUCAGGUGGUAAAAUUAUUUUUUGCAAUCACCGUUUGGAUUUCCUAUGCACUACAGGGCUAUGUGACGGCCAGCAUAGUCUGGCAUAAGUAUCUGUCUAGGCGCAUAAAUAAUAAAUCGCUGCACUUGCCCUAUGAGAUGCUCUUCAGAUUGUGCAUUGUGCUGCUCACUUUUGCCUUCGCAGUCGCCAUACCCAAUCUAUCGGUAUUUCUCUCGCUCGUUGGAUCAUUCUGCUUAUCUAUUUUGGGUCUCAUAUUCCCAGCUCUGUUGCAAAUUUGUGUGCAGUAUGCGGAUGGCUAUGGACCGUGCCAGAUAAAGCUGCUAAUCAAUUUACUGCUGCUUGUGUUUGGCGCUUGCGGCGGUCUCGUGGGCACUUAUGUGAGCAUUAGCGACAUUAUCGAUGUCUACAAAUAG